AUGUCUCAUAAACCUUAAUAUUAAUGUUAAGAAGGCUCAAUAUCAACAAAAAGGUAAAUCCCGAAUGACGAGGAUGAAAAAUAACCUUAGAAGAAACCUCAAAAUAAUGAUAAUGUCUAGAAGAAAAAUAUGUUUCUAUUCUAUUUUCUACUUUUGAUUUAAGCAAUAAUAAUACUUGUUUCCUAUUAUGUAUAGAUGGAUGAAUGGUUUUUUGAUAAAACUUUGGGAGCUGAGAGUAAUAGCGCUUAAUUUUAAGAAUAUUGUUAGAAUACAGAGUAUUGUCAAAAAAAAAUUGAUUAAGGAAAAUAAAGGAACGAAAUAUAUUAAAUUUGGAAUUAUUGGCCUAAUUAAUUUCAUUUAUUAUCUUUAAUAGCUUAUCCUUUAUUUUUAAUAUUCCAAUAAUCUAUUAGAAGCAUAAUUUUUUUAGUAAAUUUUUAUUAUAAAAUAUUUAGAGGAAAAUAGCAUUUCUAUUUACUAUUAUUUUAUAUCCAUGUUUAUUUUUGUUUACGCAGAUAAUUUUAAUAUACAUAAGAAAUUAUUUUGGUAUGAAGUAAAGAUAUUAUAAUAGAAUAUUAUUUAGAAUAUAUAUAACUUGUUUUUUGGAUAUAUUUGGCGAAUAUUGUUUUCUUUAUGAUAAAUAACUCUAUUUCUACUAUUCAAAAUAAAUAAAAUGAAAAAAUAACAUACUUAACAUUUUUGGCAUUUAUCAUUAAUGUUAUAUAUAAUAAGAUGUCAUAAACUUCUAAUAAUUGGACUUUUUAUAUAUUAGCCACAGUUUAUAUACUAACUUAUUUUAUCCAUAUAGAUUCUAAUUUAUUUAAGGUAAAUUAAAUUUAUACUUUAGGAUAAUAAAUACAUUAAAGAGAAUAAGAUGUUAAUUAGAAUCAUAUUAGACAAGUUACUUUAACCAUUCUAAGUAGAAGAUGUUUACUAAAACUUAUUAAGACAGCAUAUUGUCUUAAAUAAAAAUUAUACUGUUUUUUAUGUUUUAAUAGCAAUAUUAGUUUAUUUUCUGUUAUAGAUAUGUUAACUUUAAUACAUUUUUAUCAUAAUAAUUAGUAUAAUUUUCAUAUUUGUUUUAUGGGAUACUUCAUUAGUUUCAACAGUAUUUAUUAAUCAUUAUUAUUUUAGUCUGUAAAAUUUAAUAUAAAGGAUUAAUGGGUGACUACAAAUCUAUUCAUUUUAGAUUUCUUAUUACCAAUUAGAAAUAUUGUGAUAUUAUUAUUAUUAGAUUGA
Messenger RNA from Paramecium primaurelia, 1236 nucleotides. The record is from the annotation of a GenBank genome assembly. Lineage: Eukaryota; Ciliophora; Oligohymenophorea; Peniculida; Parameciidae.